Molecule: messenger RNA, 2053 nt
Organism: Hippocampus comes (tiger tail seahorse)
Lineage: Eukaryota; Metazoa; Chordata; Actinopteri; Syngnathiformes; Syngnathidae
Gene: zbtb26
Product: zinc finger and BTB domain containing 26
Exons: 2
Coding region: 737-2053 (438 amino acids)
Biological process (GO): regulation of transcription by RNA polymerase II
Molecular function (GO): RNA polymerase II cis-regulatory region sequence-specific DNA binding; protein binding; DNA-binding transcription factor activity, RNA polymerase II-specific
Source: RefSeq, a predicted model, not a curated record
AUUUAAUACACAAAACAGUUUGAAUGGAUUUCAACAUCUGCUGUCUAUCAUAGAUGCUCUCAGCAUUCUACAUCUCUCAUUUCUUCACUCUGUAUAUUUGAAUUAAGCAUUGAGUAACAGCCUUAUCGCUGAUAUAUUUUAAAGCACUCAUUUACUUUCAAUAUUGACAAUACAAAUCGAAUAUGGGAAGGACAAUAAAAAUAUAUGUGCUUAUUUGCAUGACACUGUAAUCCAUUCAUUAAUGCCUUUUCAAGAAUCAAUUGCACAUUUUAAGUAGAGUAACUCCUGUCUAAAAUCCAGAAAAAACAAGAAACAUAUUAUUGAUAAAUAUUCAAUACAUAAUAACGUAACAUGUUUUGACAUUGUGUUUAAAAUGCUUUUUUUUUGUUUACGUAAAAAGUGAGCACAAUAAUCUCGCCCUGUAUUUGCACCAGGUGAAUGAAAUACCAACCCUUCUGCAGUACUUGUACUUGUCUGAAUGAAUUUGCAGUACAGUACUGCAAUACAGUACAUGUACUUUGCAAAAUGAAUCUGCUGUAGUGUACAAUGAUACUCCAAUGCAGGGGGAGGCGGUGUGCUCUUUUAACGUUGACAGGAAAAUAUUUUGGGUGUCACAAGCGAUCUAACGACAGCCGGAACGGGUAGGACAGGCCAGGAAGAAGCUGCCUACUACUGUUUUGUUUACGAGACGACAACCUCAAACACCACAGUGCAUCUUUGCCGCCUGUAGCUCACGAUGGCCCAGAACCAGGUGAUCCUGCAGUUCCACUUUGCCACAUUUGGCGACUCCAUGCUUCAGAAGAUGAACCUCCUUCGGCACCAGCGACGCUUCUGUGACGUCACAGUCCGCAUCAACCAGCUCAAAGUCUCCGGUCAUAAGGUGGUGUUUGCUGCUGGUUCGUCUUUCCUAAGAGACCAGUUCAUCCUUCAGCAGGACUCCAAUGAAGUGCAGAUCUCCAUGAUCCAGGAGGCAAAGGUUGGCCAGCAGCUGCUGCUGUCCUGCUACACGGGCCAACUUGAGUUUCCUGAACUAGAGCUGGUCAAUUACCUGACAGUGGCCAGCUUCCUCCAAAUGGGCCACAUUGUUGAGCAGUGCACUCAAGCACUAAACAAGUUCAUCAAGCCACAGCCUCCUCACAGGCUGGAAGAUGGUGAGAUGAGAAGAGCCGGCAGGGAGGAAGAUGUGAGAGAACAUGAGAACUGCCAGGUGCAGACUAUACAGAAGGUGGAGCCCGUAGAGGAUGAUAUGAGUACUGAGGAUGACGAUGAUGAUGAUGACGAUGUCAUUAUACAGCCCAAAACCCCUCCUCAGAUCUCCGAUACACAUCCCAGGCAUGACGUGGGAGAGAGUGACAUAAGCAUAGUAAAGGUGGAGUCUAUGGAGGCGACCUUUCCCAGCAGCUCUCUAGCGGCCCUGCGCUCACCUGAGCCCCAACAUUCCCUCAUCAAUUCCACCGUGGACAGUCGUGGGAGCGAAAUGACGGCGCCCCCGAGCAUGCCAGACGACGCCUUCAGCCCCUCUUCUCCGUCCAACCCUGCAGAAAAACCCAGCGGUCACCAGAGGAACUACGACAAACCACUGCAGUGGUACCACCAGUGUCCCAAGUGCAGCCGUGUCUUCCGACAGUUGGAAAAAUACGCCAACCACCUCAAGAUGCACAAGCUCUUCAUGUGCCUCCUGUGUGGCAAGACUUUCACGCAGAAGGGCAACCUGCAUCGACACAUGCGGGUCCACGCCGGCAUCAAACCCUUCCAGUGUAAGAUCUGUGGGAAGACCUUCACUCAGAAGUGCUCUUUACUGGAUCACCUCAACCUGCACAGCGGCGACAAGCCUCACCGCUGUAACUACUGCGACAUGAUGUUCGCUCACAAGCCUGUUCUCCGCAAGCACCUCAAACAGAUCCACGGCAAGAACAGCUUCGACAACGCAAAUGAAGGCAACCUGCAUGAUGGUGGGCCUGAGGAGAAUGACACCCCUGGGCCAUUUUUCAUUCACUCUAACAAUUAUGAGACAGACUUAAAGGAGACAUACUAUGGAAAAUUGACGUUUUAA